GUACUUUGCGUACGUGACGCUCAAGUAUGAAACUGACGUGACGUGAAUGAACGUAGAGCGGCGCCACAAUGUAAGCGUUAAUGUAUAUAAACAAAAAUCAGCUGUAGUUUGUUGGCGGCAAAUGUCUCGCUGUGUUGAAAACAAAAAUUUUGUGUUGUGAUAGUUUAAAAUAAAAAAAAACUCAUAAAAAUGGAAGCUAUAGAAGUCAUAUUGAUUAUUUUGAUGUUGCUGGAAGCCAGAGAGUGUUUUAAGAGGAUUUAUGGAGUUCGUAGUUGUUGGGUGCGACCUGCUCUGCAAAAUCGUGACAACCAUGGAUUUUUUAGCACGCAUUUUGGAUUCACUGAGGAAUUCAAGCAAGCAAUUCGAAUGGAAAAGCCUGUGUUCGUCUUGCUCCUUAGUUUAAUAAGAGAGCGAAUAAGCAAAAAUUCUAACCGACCAUCUAUUCCCCCAGAGUUUCGUUUAUACUUAACCCUCAGCUACUUGGCUCACGGAGGGAGUAAGCCAUUUUAUUCCUGCGCUUUUAAAAUAGGGCUCUCCACCAUGAAAGAAAUCGUUGGAGAAACGUGCGAUGUCUUGUGGGAGAUACUUGGUCCUGUUUAUUUGUCAGUUCCACUGAAAGAUGAAUGGAAGCGUAUUGCCACGGACUUUUAUUUAAUGUGGGAUUUACCUAAUUGUAUUGGUGCGAUCGAUGGUAAACACAUCAAUAUAUUUUGCCCAUCAAACUCGGGCUCCCUUUUUUACAAUUACAAAGGGACGUAUUCUAUUGUUCUGCUGGCGGUGUGCGAUGCCAAUUACACUUUUACUGGCAUAGAUAUCGGGGCUUACGGUUCGCAGAGUGAUGGCGGCAUUUUGUGGAAUUCAGGCUUUGGAAAACUCUUAUACAAUGGAAAACUGGAUCUGCCUGAAAACGGUAUAUUACCAGACACUGAUAUAAGUUUCCCGCACUACUUUGUAGGUGAUAACGCGUUUCCAUUGAAGUCAUUUUUAAUGAGACCAUAUCCAGUUUUGAGCCAACUUGCCUCUGGACAGGCAAAUUUUUAACAAGCGGUUGUCCAGAGCACGGCGCGUAAUUGAAAAUGCCUUUGGAAUUUUAUCUUGCCGUUGGAGAAUACUUUUAAGUCCUUUGCAAAUGAGCCCCGCAUAUGCUGAAAAAAUUGUUAAAGCUACUGUUGUCCAGCGGAGUAUCUCGACCAGGAGGAAGGCGACGGUUUUAAAAAAGGAUUGUGGCGGAGUGAUGUUUCAAGUUGAUGUUUUACAAAAGGCUCGGAGGGUAGGCUCGAACAAUGCAUCACAAAAUGCCUUCAAAUUAAGAGAUAUAUUGAAGAAUUUUCUCGUAUCCCAUCCAGUACAAAGUAGACCCCAAUAAAGAAAAAGGAAAUACUUCCUAAAGAAUUUGCCAACGGGAUUUCGGAGUUGAAUUCGACUUACUUUUAGAUACUUUCGUAACUUGCUUUUUACCUACGGAACAAUUUUGUGUGGAGGAAUAUGCUAACACCGUCAGGAAAAAAUUGUCCAAAUCAAGAAAAUUUAUUCUCAGCUUCAAAUUGCCCUCUAUUAUAUUAGAUUUGAAUUUUCCUUAAUUUUUCGCAAAAUUUUAAAUUUUGAUUAACAUGAUUUUUUUAAAGAUUUUUUUUUAAGUUUUCCAGCAUCUUUGAGCUUGCUCUUUGUUAUACUAAAGUUUAAGGGGCCAUACUUAACUUAUACUUAAAAUUUCUCUAAAAAAUCCGAUUAGGAAGCUGCAAAUUAGUAUCAAAAUUUACUGAAUUAACCUAAACUACACUUUCAUGAAAACUUAGCGGAAAAUAUUAAAAAAAAAGCUACAUCUUUGACCAUAGGUGUAUGUUACAGCGUCAAAUAAAACAACUAUUUAUUUUAUUUACACUUUCAGUUGAAUUGCAAGUUUUUUAUUUUUUCAAAUUAAUUCACUUCCAAUUUUUUCUCUUUCAUGUCAAUAUAUAUUGCUGAUUUAUAAUAUAGAUAUUUGUCAAAUACAUGUUGAUCACGUAUGGGAAUAUCCCUAUUUUGUUACUAAAUACUGAAUAUACAGUAUCGGUCAUAUUAAUAGCACCCCCAUUUCAAAGUGACAUUGUUUGUCACUUAUUUUUAAUUAUUAA
Rhagoletis zephyria (snowberry fruit fly) is the source of this 2114-nucleotide messenger RNA. RefSeq names its product putative nuclease HARBI1. The record is from RefSeq and is a predicted model, not a curated record. NCBI's taxonomy places the organism in Eukaryota, Metazoa, Arthropoda, Insecta, Diptera, Tephritidae.